Molecule: messenger RNA, 2103 nt
Organism: Dracunculus medinensis (Guinea worm)
Lineage: Eukaryota; Metazoa; Nematoda; Chromadorea; Rhabditida; Dracunculidae
Source: the annotation of a GenBank genome assembly
AUGAAUGCAAAUAUUGAUCCAUGUAAUGAUUUCUAUGAAUUUGCUUGUGGUAAGUGGAUCAAACAACAUCCGAUACCUGAUGAUGCACCAUCGGUGUCAAAUUUCGAAAAUCUUGGCCAGGAUCUCGAAUUUGCUCUAAAAGGUUUUAUUUAUAAAGGUUUCACAGCUGCAGUAACGAUGAAUAUUUUAGAACUUCUUGAAGGAGAUUAUGUUGAAAAUGUUGAUGGUAAAGCGGUAAUGAAAGCAAAACGUUUCUACGAACUUUGCCUGAAUGAAUCUGCAAUUUUUAAUACAUGGAGAAAAGCCUUCGAUAAUGCAGUGAAUGAUUUUGGCGGUUGGCCUAGUUUAGAAUCCAGAGAAGCCCAACCAAGAACUUCAAUAGAAUAUUUAUAUGGUGUUAUGGUCGCGAAAUUUAGGGCUGAUUCACUUUUUAAGGCGACCGUUCAACCUGAUGAUAAAAAUUCAUCACAGCAUGUGCUUUUGAUAGAUCAACCAGCAUUAAAUUUAUUCGCUCGCGAUUUUUAUAUUCUUUCUGACACCCAAGAAGAACGCUUAGCAUAUAUGACACUUGUCAGAGACGUUUUAUUGCUUCUUGAUGCUCAACUCGAAGUAUCAAAUCGCGAUUCAGAUGAAAUCUUAAGAUUUGAAACUGAUUUAGCUAAUAUAACGAUGGCUGAUGAUCAAAGGCAUGAUAUUGCUGAACUUUAUAGCAAAUUAACAAUUGGAAAAAUGCGGAGAGAUUUCCCAAACUUUAAUUGGCUUGAAUUUUUUAAUGUUGUUUUCAAAGAUAUUCGGACUCGUGAAGGUAAUACGAUAAGAUUUAAUGAUUCGACCAUUGUUGUCAUUUAUGGUCUUGAUUUUAUGCAUCGACUUGAUCAACUCUUACCGAAAUAUGAGAAAAGGCUUGUCUUUUUAGUUGUUAUCAAUUAUUUAUCAUGGUGCUGGUUUUUUAAAGCAAUGCUAAGGGAUUUGCCUGAUCCAUUCGCGCUAACGAUGUUUAAAUUUUAUCGAAGUUUAAAUCUGAUGCAAGUACCUAAAUUACGAUGGCAUGGAUGUGUAACACGUAUUAAUAGUCUGAUGCCCAUGGCCACUUCAAGCAUUUAUAUUCGGAAUCAUUUUGACCAUGAGGCCAAAAAACAGGUUGAAGGAAUGAUUGAUUUAAUAAUGGAAGCAUUCUUGGAGAUUCUUGAAACUGAAGACUGGCUUACUUCAGCAACGAAAUCGUUUGCAAGGCAAAAGGCAAGUAUAAAUAUUUUUUCUGGUUUCAUAGUUGAAAAAAUGAGCCGAAAAAUUGGUUACCCGGAUUAUUUAAACAAUUCAUCGCUAGUUGACGAAGAAUAUCAAGAAUACACCGUAACUGAUGGUGAUUAUUACAAAACGAAAUUCCAGUUUUAUGAAAUGUAUCAAAAAGAUAUUCUUGGUCGAAUUGUGCAGGAAGUCGAUCGCGAAAGAUGGGUUGCUGGUGCAGCUCUCGUUAAUGCAUUCUAUAGCCCCAAUACCAAUGAAAUAAUUUUUCCCGCCGGCAUUUUACAACCAGUUUUCUAUGAUAAAUCUUUUCCGCGAGCAAUGAAUUUCGGUGGUAUUGGAGUUGUGAUUGGUCAUGAAAUAACUCACGGAUUUGAUGAUCGUGGAAGAUUAUAUGACAAAAGAGGCAAUAUUCGUCAGUGGUGGGAUAAUGUUACAAUCGAAAAAUUUGAAAGUAAAGCUCAGUGCAUCGAAGAUCAGUAUUCAGCAUAUGUUCUCGACCAAAUCAGUAUGAAAAUUAAUGGAAGAAGUACCAAGGGUGAAAAUAUCGCCGAUAACGGCGGGUUGAAGCAAGCUUACCGAGCAUAUAAGAAAUAUGAAGCGACUCAUGGAGAAGAGAAAAUGCGAUUGCCUGGGCUUAAUCUAACUAAUGACCAACUUUUUUUUCUUAAUUAUGCUCAAAUAUGGUGUGGAACAAUGAAUGACAAAGAAGCAGUUAGGAAACUUCGAACAUCAGAGCACUCGCCAGGGCCAAUCAGAGUAAAAGGACCACUUUCGAAUUCCGAAGAUUUCUCGCUUGCAUACAGUUGUCCUUUGGGUUCGCCGAUGAAUCCAAGACAUAAAUGCAGAGUUUGGUAA